Molecule: messenger RNA, 996 nt
Organism: Cladophialophora immunda
Lineage: Eukaryota; Fungi; Ascomycota; Eurotiomycetes; Chaetothyriales; Herpotrichiellaceae
Exons: 1
Coding region: 32-847 (271 amino acids)
Biological process (GO): translation
Cellular component (GO): ribosome
Molecular function (GO): structural constituent of ribosome
Source: RefSeq, a predicted model, not a curated record
CUGGCGACGACCACAUCAUAGACAAGGCAACAUGGCGCAUCCAAGGGCCCCUUUGCUGUCGUCCAUGUGCAGAUCGUGUAGGAACUCCUACCUCACGCAGUCACGACGCGCCAUCUCAGAUUCAAGUCCAAGCUCUUCCAGAGAACCAGAGCGCCAGCCCACCAGACUGUCCGAACGUCUAGGGAUCAAAGUCAAUGAAGAAGUCCCUGCAAAGGAGACUGAUGCUCUGAGCCAGUUCCACGAGCUUCUACGCGGAAGUUCGAACAGCAACGCAGCGUCGCCAACCACGAACAAUUCGAUGCGCUCCAUCUUCCAAAGAGAUCUCCGGAACGUCGCACAAUCUGCACAAGCAGAAGCCGCAACGCGACCUUCUGUCAGGAGCUCGUAUACGGACGAGCCAUACCACAUUAACGUCUACGCCCACCGGCACAACACCCACAUCACGUUCACCGAACCGAAUCGUAAUCCGAUCUUAUCCUUCUCGUGCGGCAACCUGGGACUUCGCAAUGCCCAAAAAGCAUCCUACGAUGCAAGUUUCCAACUGGCAGCAUACACCUUUCGGAAAAUGGCAGAGAAACAGUGGAAGCUGGGAGGCAGCAAAAGCAACAAACACAACAACAACCCAUGGUGCACGCUAUCAAACAUAAAGAAACCCGCGUACAGUGGUUCCCCAGGCGCGGGAAUUGAGGUGAUAUUUCGAGGAUAUGGGCCUGGAAGAGAGGCCUUCCAGAAAGCACUGCUAGGGACGGAGGGGAGGAUGAUCAAGCCCUUAAUCGCGAAGGUGACGGACGGGACGAGAUUGAAGUUUGGAGGAACCCGGAGUCCGCAAGUUAGAAGGCUAGGUUGAGCAGGAGGGGGUUUGUAUGUUGUACGAUUACAGUGAGCGGAUGGAAGCAAAAUUUCAUGCUUUCUGCUCUCGGAUAUAGACUCGCAUGCAGAACAGCCCGCAGACUCUAGGGGGAAAGGACCAUUUGUGAAUCCACCUAUCUAUCUAUU